Ochotona curzoniae (black-lipped pika) is the source of this 2935-nucleotide messenger RNA. RefSeq names its product zinc finger protein 623 (gene ZNF623). Gene Ontology annotation, cellular component: nucleus. Gene Ontology annotation, molecular function: DNA-binding transcription factor activity, RNA polymerase II-specific; RNA polymerase II transcription regulatory region sequence-specific DNA binding. The record is from RefSeq and is a predicted model, not a curated record. Lineage: Eukaryota; Metazoa; Chordata; Mammalia; Lagomorpha; Ochotonidae. Gene Ontology annotation, biological process: regulation of transcription by RNA polymerase II. The coding region runs from base 959 to 2245 and encodes 428 amino acids. The transcript is spliced from 3 exons.
UGGCUGCGCGGGUUCGGGCUCCGGGUCCCCGCGUCGGAAAGAUCCAACCCGCGGCUGUUCUCCGUCCUGUCUGCAGCAGGGCUGGACAGGCUGAUGCCUCCAGCUGCACCGUAGCGGGGAGCUGAGGGCUGCUGCAGCCCGCCAUCGUAAAGGGCAGGCUGCCCCCUGUGGGCCGCAGCCGCCGGGCUACCUGCCGUCCACCAGCCCCGGCCCGCUGUCACACCUGUGGGCUCUGCUCUGGUGGCUGCAGGUCGCUGGAGGAGGAGGCAGAAGGUGCCCAGAUGUCACGGGUUUGCGGGCGUGGGAGAAUGGAGACUGGGGUGCUCCUCGAACGCCCCAACCCCAGAGGGCUCUGCUGGCCUCCUGCUGAUGUCCCCUAGGAGGCAGGGCCACAGCACGAGCCCCACAGGUCGGGUGAAGGUUGGUCCGUGUCCCCACUUUGUGCUCUCGGACAGCAGCCGCGCGUCCUGAGGUGAGGGCCUGAGCACGUGAAGCGAAUGUGGAUGGUAGUGUUGUAGCUGCCGUGGCCAGGGUUUUCCUGGUGGGGACGGGCCAGGCGGUUAGAGCUGUGUGCUUGGAGGCCGUGUGGCCUGGCUGGACCCCUGCUUUUCUGUCCCUGCCUCACGGGCCUUCUUUCCCUAAGCUGUAGCUGGACAUUGUCCCUGCGUAGCCCGGGGUCUGGGCGUGCAAGUCCCGGAAGUACAUCACUGGUGUCUACCUCUCCUCACAGGUUACUGCAGAUGCUGUGCAGCUGGUGGCCACUGUGUCCUGUGGGGGACCAUGUCCCGUGGUCGCCGUGGCCGACAGCCGCCAUACCUAGCACAUUGAUUGUCCACCUUCGAAGGGCUGGGGCACGGUGGAAUGUGCGGCUGCAGAGCACUGACCAUGCGGAGCCACUGGAAGUGGUGACGCAAGGGUGACUUCAUAGGGUUCCCGAGAUGAAGGCUUGCCCGAGACCAUGUCUGAUCCACACACGGUGAUGGAGGCCCCUGACCCGGCGCCUGAGGCCGGGCUGGGAGAGCUCCUGGGGGACCCGGGUGGCCAGGACCCAGCGCUCCCCCCCACUCCGGCCAUGGAGACUCAGUGGAGGAUCCGGGCAGAGGAGCCGGCGUCAGCGUGCAGUCAGGCGGCCGGGGGCGCCCCGCUGAGCCCCGAUCUCGCCCUUCCUCCGGAGCUCAAGGAGGGGAACACCGACGCUCGCGAUGUUUGCGCCCAAAGCUUCUCGUUCAGCUCAGACCUCGUCAGGCAGCGGGGAGGCCACGCCGGGCAGAGGCUGUGUGUGGGCCGCCUGUGUGGGGACCUGGCCGAGCAGCAGCACACCCAGGCUGGGGACAAGCCCUUCCCAUGCGCGCAGUGCGGGAAAGCCUUUGGGCACAGCUCGGACCUGGCCCGGCACCAGCGAGUCCACAGCCGAGAGAGGCCUUUUGAGUGCCCGGAGUGCGGGAAGGGCUUCGGUCAGAGCUCGCUGCUCAUCCGGCACCAGCGCAUCCACACUGGCGAGCGGCCCUAUGAGUGCACCGAGUGCGGCAAGGCCUUCAUCCGCAGCUCCAGCCUCAUCCGGCACUACCAGAUCCACACGGAGGUGCGGCAGUUCGAGUGCCGGGAGUGCGGCAAGGCCUUCCGCCACCGCUCCGACCUCGUCGAGCACCAGCGCAUCCACAGCGGCGAGCGGCCCUUCGAGUGCCCCGAGUGCGGCAAGGCCUUCAUCCGCAGCUCCAAGCUCGUCCAGCACCAGCGUGUGCACAGCGGCGAGCGGCCCUAUGUGUGCGCCGAGUGCGGGAAGCGCUUCAGCCAGACGUCCAACUUCACGCAGCACCAGCGCAUCCACAGCGGCGAGAAGCUGUACGUGUGCCAGGAGUGCGGCAAGGCCUUCUUCCUGAGCUCCUACCUCAUCCGGCACCAGAAGAUCCACACGGGCGAGCGCGUGUACGCGUGCCGGGAGUGCGGCAAGGCCUUCCUGCAGAAGGCCCACCUCACCGAGCACCAGAAGAUCCACUCGGGGGACAGGCCCUUUGAGUGCCAGGCCUGCGGCAAGGCCUUCAUCCAGAGCUCCAAGCUGCUGCUGCAUCAGGUGGUCCACACGGGUGAGAAGCCCUACGUGUGCAGCCGCUGCGGCAAGGGCUUCCUCCAGCGGGCCAGCUUCCUCCAGCACCAGAAGGCCCACUCUGAGGAGGGGCGCGAGGGCAGCUCGCUCGGGAAUGCCACGGACACCCCACUGCAGGGCCCCCCUGCGGACGGCCCGUAGCAGCUGCUGCCCUGCUUGGGACGGUGCCCGGGAGGGUCCUACUGGCACAUACGGUCUGCACGUCCGUUCCCUGGGUCCCAGCCAAGGCCGCUGUGCAGUUGGCACUCGCCAUGCAGUACCCAGGACCUGCCCUCCUGGGCUACAGCUUGGGGGCCGGUGGCACAGGUGGCUGGACUGCCUGUUCAUCCUGUGCUCUGAGUACAGGGCUGUGGCUCCAGGCCCAGCACCGUGGGGCUUACAUGAGGACUGCCUGGUGUAGGCGGUGACGGGGGGCUCUCUGUGCCCCCAGGACAGCCUCCUGUCACACCGCCAGCGCCCCGCCCAGCAGUGCCACUUGCCCUGGCUGGUCCACCUGUGCCCUGCCGUGCCAUGCUUCCCACCUGGCGUGGCUCCAGGCCUAGCCCAUAGCUGACUGCGGCUGUCCCCAGGUCCUGGCAUACUUAGCAGUCUGUCUCCGUCCCCCUCCGUGCUGCCUGUCCUGCUGUGGUUAGCGUGUGACUUGUACAAUGUCAGUGUUGUGUGAUCCUGCGUGGUCCUUGUCUAACUCGGGCGGCUCUGCUGCUGAGCCCAGGUCUCCCACCCCAGGCCUUCCCUCCCUCUCCAGUGCAUCCGGGCUCUCCCGCUCAUUGCAAAGAGCUUGUUCUCAGGGAGCGGUUCUGAGAGGGGACGGGCGCAUGGCAUGCUGCUGGU